AUGAAGAUUCACUCACGGAAGCCCAGGAAUUGGCUAAUCAAUUGCAUUUGUUUGCUUUUCUUUCUUGGUCGAUGCUAUGCCUUGGAUGCCUAUAGUCGCUUUCGCGUCGAAGAAGGCACAGGUCCUGUUACUGCGGCUGGAACAUUCGGCUAUGGCGGCACUUGCUAUGGCGUUGGUGAGGAAGGAGCAGACCUAGAUGCCAUAUAUACCGAGGCGAUAGAUAUGGCACAGGUAGCUUUGGAUGCCCUUAACAAUUACGCUAACAGUGCUACCGUACGUGCGACCGUGCAGACAUUCCUUGGAAUAAAACCCGCAUCAGAAACGUCCACAACAGUCCUGGCCGAUCAUGCCAACUAUUUUACCACUGCUAAAAAUGUUCUUGAAGCGAUUAUUGCUUUCUCUAAUGGCAAAGGACUCGAGAAACCAGGUCUUUUCUGUGACGACAGUUGGCGCUGGAAGACAAAGAUGGUGUAUUCACAGUCUACUGGGGAAAUGACUACCACGACGGUCUCCGAGGACACAGGUGGUAAAGAGCAAUGGAACUGGUGGUCUCCUUUGUACCGAAAGCAUGUCGGCACAGGGGAGGGUUGUAUAAAUAACGGAGAGAGUGCCACAUUCGGCUUCACUUGUCACGAGGAGGGGGCCCAAUCAAUCACAAUGUGUCCAAUCAGCUUUAGUUACCCCAAGCGAUAUACCCUGAGUGCUUAUCGAUCCGGCGAGAAGGUCGUCCCGGAGGGUAAAGCCUUGCAAACGUAUAUGUUUAUUCCGGGUAUUUUAUUGCAUGAGCUGGCUCACUUGGUUACGGAAGGUGAUGUCUCGGAUAUUCCAAUACGUAUUGGUGGAUCGGCCGCAAAGAAGGCUUAUGGAGCUGUGCUCGUCGAGACGCUUGCUAAAGGACUCCCUGAAUACGCCGUCCAAAAUGCUGAUAGCUAUAAUUGGUUUGCUACUGCUAUUUAUAUUGACCAAUGCGACUGGUCACGGGGCAAAUGCGCCAAAACUCCAUCCUGCCUGGCUUUCGAAGCUUUAGGCGAAGACUAUUCUCUCUCUUCGCUCAUCAACGGACGAGGAGAGUGA
Molecule: messenger RNA, 1074 nt
Organism: Penicillium cosmopolitanum
Lineage: Eukaryota; Fungi; Ascomycota; Eurotiomycetes; Eurotiales; Aspergillaceae
Exons: 4
Coding region: 1-1074 (357 amino acids)
Molecular function (GO): metallopeptidase activity
Source: RefSeq, a predicted model, not a curated record